AUGAAUUGCUAUGAUCGAUUUCGUCGUAGAGACAGCCUUACUGAUCUGCACGAUGCUGUAUUAAAAGAUUCAAUAACGCAGCUAGAACGUGGUCUAAUGAGUGGAGUACCUCCAGAUAUUAUUGAUCAUGCUGGCCAAACAGCAUUAUACUAUGCUUGUAAACGUGGCUAUACUAAACUAGUCGAAGUGCUACUGAAGUAUGGAGCCAGGCAUGAUGUUGUAGAUAUGAAUGGGCAAUCACCUUUGUGGAUUGCAGCUAAAGGAGGGCAUGAAACAACGGUACACAUACUUCUCAAACACGGUGCCUUAUCCGAUCAAUAUGCAAAUGACAGAACGACUCCACUAUAUCAAGCCUCGUACAUGGGACAUUUUAAAUGUGUUUUAUAUCUUACCGAAUAUGAUGCAUCAGUACUUUUAGCCAAAGACAGUGGAGCAUCACCCAUAUUUGUUGCAGCUCGAAACGGUUACCACCGUAUAGUAAAACGUUUACUCCGAAAAGGAGCUGAUCCCUACCAACUUCAAAUAGAUAAGCGAACGCCAUUGCAAACGGCCUUACUCUAUAAUCGGACACGAUGUGUACGACUCCUUCUCCGUAAGGGUAAGGAAUCUACUUACACGUCGGAUAUGUAUGGUUGGAGUCCACUGCAUUUUUCGGCGAAGAACGGUCGAAUGAAGGCAGCUCGAGUACUAUUUCAUCACAUCUAUCGAAACAAAGGAGAAAAAGGAUUGAUCGAAAUGCGAAACACUACAGACUGGGUCGGCAACACUGCACUUCAUAUUGCUAUUAUCAAUCAACAUAUUGAAUUCGCUCAGUAUCUCAUACUCAAAGGUUUUGAUGUUCACCAAGCGAAUAAUUUCAAUUGGACACCGUUUCUAUUAGCGAUUGCCAUUGGCGCUCAGAAUCUUGUAUCGAAUAUAAUGAACACACAAGAUUCGUCAGCUCAUAUGGUUCGUGGUCGUGACAUAGCUGAACAAUAUAGACAAUAUACAAUCUUAUCUCUACUAAAUUGUUCAUCCGCAGAAACAUUCGAUCUUUCGGAAACAUGCUCUCUACCCAGUGACUACUUAAAACCUUUGCUUUCUCUCGACAGGAUUGGUCUCAUUCAUUACACAGCAGAAGAAGACGUUAUUCGAAGCGAGGUUGAAACCUAUGUACGAGAGUUGAUGCAUCGUGUAGAAGAAAUGAAUCCACUCUUUCGAAAUCACAUCAUCUGUAGUGGAUCUUACUACGAAGGAACCCGUGUUGGACAACCUGAUGAAUUUGAUUUUAUGAUUAAUCUUACUGAAAUUGAACGAUUAUGCAAAUUUGAAGAACAUGAUAACGACCCAGCUGGAUUCGGUCGCUUACGUCCACUUACUAGUAAUCAAUCGGGAAAAGCGCUUGAGUCCUACAUGGAACCUGUUACGCAGUGCAUUUCAUCCGAAAAAGUACGCAACAAAUUUUACCAAUGUUUAACAUCAGUAAGAGCAAAGGUCAUUAAUGAAAAGUCACUUUCAUUAUUCAAACAUUUAAAACUUGAAUGGACAAGUGGAGAUAAACGUUGUGGCACAGCCAUCUAUGCCCAAUGGUAUGGCAUCCAAUAUGCUAGUUUGAAAAUAAAAGUCGAUGUUAUUCCUUGCGUUACUGUUCAUGGAUGGCCUCGAACGUCAAUUACAGUAUGUCCUCUAGCAGAGCCAGAGUUUCAUACUAUUGCACGCAGUACAGAACCCGAUAAAACAUAUCUUUGGCGCAUAUCAACUUCACGAGCUGAAAUAGAAUAUUUUCAAAAAGUCGGAGUCGAAAGAAAAAACGCUUAUGUAUGCUUGAAAAUCCUUCGAGGCCUGAUUCCAUUCACAUGUAAAAUUGCAGAACUAACUUAUAAUGCAGACGAAUUACUAACGUCGUACAUGCUCAAAACUGAAUUUUUUCAUGAAGUCGCUCGACAACAAAAAACAUAUAGAUGGCAUGAAAGUCAACUUAUCUAUCGAGUACUCAACAUUUUAACACGUCUACUUCAAGACCUAGGUGUAGGAUUCAUCAAGUCAUAUUACAUCAAAAAUUAUAAUGUUCUCGAUCGUGAUGAAUCAGGAAAACUCCGUUCAUUCGAAAUUCAAUAUGUUCAAUCAAUUGUUCAAGAAGUCAAAAACAAAAUGAAGACUCAUAAUUCAUUGCGAACUCUUCGGCGACGAAAGACAAUUUCUACUGGAGAACAUGAGCGAACACCUUCACUUCGGAAUCGUGCGUUGUCAUCAAUCAUGUAA
Molecule: messenger RNA, 2241 nt
Organism: Rotaria sp. Silwood2
Lineage: Eukaryota; Metazoa; Rotifera; Eurotatoria; Philodinida; Philodinidae
Source: the annotation of a GenBank genome assembly